CCAAAUAAACUCAAAAACAGAUGCAACCGCUCCUCCCAAUUUCUCGUCCCUGUCACCGACUCCCACUUCCACUUACCUCACCGCUCUGCUCUGCUUCUUCCUCUUCAAAAUCAAGCAACCGUUUUUUCGCAUUUUUCAGAUCACCAAACGCCCCUCCUCCCCAAUUCCCUUUCCACAUUCUCUCAGCUAAUUGCCACCAAUAUUCUCUCCUACCAAAAUUUCACUCUUCUUGUUCAUUCGACUCUAUUUUAACAUUUGAAUCUGUCCAUCCCUCAACAUCUGCUUUACAUUAUUCACUUUCCAAUUGGUUACUGAUCGUUGGCUUAAAUUUGAAGUUAACCCCUCUGAUUUGUUGAUUCCUUAGGAUACUUCAUUAUGGAGUAGCUAAAAUCUGAUCAGGUAAUAAAGAACUUUGAUCAUGGAGCAACUGGAAGUUCAAAACCCUGUAGUUAAGAAGCAGCUAUUGGAUGUUCAGCCUCGAGAACUCAAGUUUAUAUUUGAGGUUAAGAAACAAAGUUCGUGUGCUGUUCACCUUGCCAAUCUUUCUGAUCAUUAUGUUGCUUUCAAGGUAAAGACUACUUCGCCCAAGAAAUAUUGUGUGCGACCUAAUAUAGGGGUUAUCAAGCCAAAAUCAACAUAUGACUUCACAGUCACAAUGCAAGCACAGAAGUCAGCUCCCUCAGACAUGCAAUGCAAGGACAAGUUUUUAGUUCAGAGCACAGUUGCUCCAUUUGGCACAACUGAAGAGGAUAUUACACCUGACUUGUUUGCAAAAGAUAGUGGAAAAUAUGUUGAAGAGUGCAAGCUGAAGGUUUCGCUGACUAGCCCCACACAAUCCCCUGUUCUGUCACCCGUUAAUGGAGUUUCCAAGCUAGAACAAUCUCCUGCAAGUGAAAUAUCAGAAGAAAAACUGCUGACUCGGGUUGAAAAUCUUCCCCCGCUUCAAAUGCUGGAUGAGAAAUUUGAGGGUGAAAAACUUGUAAUGGAUGCACAGGUACUGACUUCAGCAAAAGUUGAGGAAAAUGUCCUACUGCCUACUAAAAUGGGGAAGCUUAUUUGUGAUAGGGAUGUGGAAUAUAGACCUUUGGACGUUGUUGAUGGAACAAAACUGAAAUUUUCCAGAGAUGUUGAGGAAUUGAAGUCUAAGCUAAUCACAUUAGAUUCAGAGCUGAUUCAGGCUAAAUCUAACAUUACAAAGCUGACAGAAGAAAAGAGCUGUGCUGUUGAAGAGAAGCAAACAUUAAAGCGAGAAUUGGCAACUUUGAGGAGGAAGACUGGUGUGAGGACAGUUGAACGGGGAUUUCCUCCUCUCUUUGUUUGCAUGGUUGCAUUAAUUAGUCUGACUGUUGGAUACUUAUUACAUGGUUAAAAAGAAGGUUAUUUUCAGGAUUAGCGAUGCCAUGGUUUAAAGAAAGGAUUUAUCAUAGGUUUAGGUUUUCAGGAUUCUGUUAACUAGCUCUUAGCCUUGUUUACUUUGGCAUCUUUGUGUAACUCUGCAGAGUUUUAUAUGAAAUGAAAGAAACUUAGCACUUUUACUUGUCGCAA
Molecule: messenger RNA, 1545 nt
Organism: Coffea arabica (coffee)
Lineage: Eukaryota; Viridiplantae; Streptophyta; Magnoliopsida; Gentianales; Rubiaceae
Product: vesicle-associated protein 1-2
Biological process (GO): endoplasmic reticulum membrane organization
Cellular component (GO): plasma membrane; endoplasmic reticulum membrane
Source: RefSeq, a predicted model, not a curated record